AUGUUGACUAGGGAAGAGGUCAGCACUCAUGCUAGCAGAGACUCUUGCUGGGUUAUCAUCAACAACGCCGCUUACAACGUCACCAACUUCAUAGACGCUCAUCCUGGUGGCGCUGCAAUCAUAUUGAAGUAUGCUGGUAGCGAUGCAACAGCGGCGUUUGAGCCGGUGCAUGCCUCAGAUACUCUGGAAAAGUACCUCACCUCUGAGCAAUGUCUUGGGCCCGUGGAAGCUCUGGCAGCUACUGCCUCCAACAGUAACACAAAUGGAUGGGCUUCUUCCACAAGUGUAGUCGUUCCAGCAGGCCGGCGAGCGCCCAGACUUUCGUCGAUGAUCAGCAUCUCAGACUUCACCUCCGCAGCACAAAACAUCCUUCCUCCCACAUCAUUCGCGUUCCUGUCGACCGGAGCGGAAGACAACCAAGCACUCGAAUGGAAUCGGCGUAGCUGGCAGGCUGUACGACUCCGGCCUCGGGUAUUGCGGCCCAUUGCGCAAUUGGAUAUGAAGCGGACAAUUUUGGGAGCGAAGUUCAAGCUGCCCCUGAUCAUAUGUCCUGCUGGUGGCGCCAAACUAUGCCACCCGGAAGGCGACGUCCUGCUGACAGAAGCAGCUGGUGAUAAUGGAAUCCUCCACUGUGUAUGCAAUAAUGCAGGGCGGAGUCAGGUCGACAUAGCGGCCGCGAGGAGGGAGGGGCAAGUGUUAUUCUGGCAGAUCUAUGCGAUGAAGAACUUGAAAUUGACGGAAGCUGAAAUAAAUAGAGCAGUCGAGAUGGGGUUUGGCGGUGUGGCACUAACGGUAGAUGCUAUUUGGGCGGGGAAAAGAGAAGGUGAUCUGAGGGCAAGACUGAAGGAGGAAGAAGAAGAAGCAGCUGGAGAGGCUGACACCGAAGAUGAGGAAGCUUUCAGGCGAGAGCCCGCCGUAAGAAGACCGCCUGUGUACGCUGAUUUCACCUUCGAGUCAGCUAUCCGAUGGCUUCGGAGCAUCACGAAUCUGCCCAUCGCGAUCAAGGGCAUUCAAUGUUGGGAGGAUGCCGCAGUAUGCAUGCAAUUCGGCGUCCAUCCCUGGCUGUCAAAUCAUGGCGGCAGGCAGCUGGAUGGAGCGCCGUCCUCGGUAGAAACUCUGAUUGAUAUCCGGACGCAUUGUCCUGAGGUACUGCAGAGAUGCGAAGUGAUCGUGGACGGUGGCGUCACGAGAGGGUCAGAUGUGGUGAAGGCUCUUGCACUAGGUGCUCGUGCCGUGGGCGUUGGUCGGGGCUUCCUGUACUCGAUGGUUUUCGGACGGAGAGGGGUCAACCAGGCCGUCCAAAUCCUGAAACAUGAGAUCGAGACGACGAUGGCGUUGCUUGGAGUCCAGACCCUUGAUGAACUUGGGCCACAGCAUGUAGGUCCUCAGAUAUGCCAUGUGAGUUCGUGCACUCACCUAUUACAGGUCGACAUUCGGGCCCUAGCGGGCGUCUCGGCUCGGUUAUGA
This is a messenger RNA of Cyphellophora europaea CBS 101466, 1467 nucleotides long. RefSeq lists its product as uncharacterized. The coding region runs from base 1 to 1467 and encodes 488 amino acids. Gene Ontology annotation, molecular function: heme binding; oxidoreductase activity. The transcript has 3 exons. NCBI's taxonomy places the organism in Eukaryota, Fungi, Ascomycota, Eurotiomycetes, Chaetothyriales, Cyphellophoraceae. The record is from RefSeq and is a predicted model, not a curated record.